AAUUAUUUUCUUAAGAUCAGACGGUGAUUAGAGAGCUUCGUUCCGAAAACUCGUUCCCAGGGACCAUUUAUAAUCCCUAACCGAUAUACCUACACGCCAAGCACAUUGCUUUCUUUUCAGGCGCUCUCGCUCUCUCCACUUGAAUCGGCAAUCGCUUGGAAAAUAUUCAAAUUGCAAUGGCGAUGAGGAUGGCUGCAAGAUUUGUAUCUCGGAGGUUUUCUAGUGGUGGAAAAAUUCUUAGUGAGGAGGAAAAAGCUGCAGAAAAUGUUUACAUUAAGAAACUUGAGCAAGAGAAGCUGGAGAAGCUUGCAAGGAAGGGCCCAAAACCAGGAGAAAAACCUGCCACAAGUUCAGGAGGAUCAGUCACUGAUGCCAAACCAACCAGUUCUUCCUCCUCCUCCUCAACAUCUGGAGUAUCGAAUGACAAGUACCGGAACUAUGCAGUUUUAGCUGGAACUAUCACUGUUCUUGCUUCUGUUGGAUGGUACCUCAAAGGUAGUGAAAAGAAGCCCGAAGUCCAGGACUGAGAGAGAGAGAGAGAGAGGUUAAUGUGCUUUUAAUAUGAACAGUCAAAAGAGUUGACAGAGGAAGAAGUAUUUUACAUUUACUUUCUAAAUCUUCUUUUGUUUCAGUUAAAUAAAAUUCAUCAACUUCACUAUGCUCCA
Molecule: messenger RNA, 665 nt
Organism: Carya illinoinensis
Lineage: Eukaryota; Viridiplantae; Streptophyta; Magnoliopsida; Fagales; Juglandaceae
Exons: 4
Coding region: 177-527 (116 amino acids)
Source: RefSeq, a predicted model, not a curated record